Molecule: messenger RNA, 1985 nt
Organism: Aspergillus alliaceus
Lineage: Eukaryota; Fungi; Ascomycota; Eurotiomycetes; Eurotiales; Aspergillaceae
Product: WDR46/Utp7 family protein
Exons: 2
Coding region: 130-1731 (533 amino acids)
Biological process (GO): maturation of SSU-rRNA from tricistronic rRNA transcript (SSU-rRNA, 5.8S rRNA, LSU-rRNA)
Cellular component (GO): 90S preribosome; small-subunit processome; nucleolus
Molecular function (GO): protein binding
Source: RefSeq, a predicted model, not a curated record
GGAACGUUACUCCAACUCCUUUCCUCACACUCUUACCCUGUGAUUUAAUAAAACUGUUUUCUUUAGUUUAUGAUAUCUCCUUAAUCCUUCUACGUCUGGCCCCCAUUUUAUACCUUAAUAUCUCCACAGAUGACGGACAACCCACCAACGAAGGCCGUCGCGCCGGCCAAAAAAAACCGCAAAGAGAAUAAAACACUCGUGGAAGCGCAGCAGAAAUAUGGACGGGGAAGGGCGAUUGCGACGCACACUGUGAAGGACAAGAAACUGCGCAGCGACCUUAAAGCUGUCGAAAAGAAGUACAAGGAAGCAGCACUCAAGGCAAAGGAUGCGGAGAUUCUCUUGGAGCACGACGCCGGAUUUCUUGAAGCCGAAACAGAGCUGGAGCGGACAUACAAGGUCCGACAGGAUGAGAUUAAAGAAAACGUUGGCAUUGAGACAGCCAAGAAGGGCUUCGAGUUGCGACUGAACGACUUCGGGCCCUACCGGGCAGACUAUACGAGAAAUGGACGUGAUCUACUGCUGGCCGGCCGCAAGGGUCAUGUUGCGACAAUGGACUGGCGUGCAGGAAAACUAGGAUGCGAGCUUAAUCUGGGAGAAACUGUUCGGGACGCUCGGUGGUUGCACAAUAACCAAUUCUUUGCUGUGGCCCAGAAGAAAUACGUCUACAUCUACGAUCAUGCUGGAACGGAAAUCCAUUGUCUCAGCAAGCAUCUUGAACCGCUCUUCCUCGAAUUUCUUCCAUACCACUUCCUUCUCGCUAGCGCUCAAAUGAGCGGCUACCUCAAGUACACCGAUACUUCUACCGGACAAAUGGUCGCCGAAUUGCCUACCCGUAUGGGCGCUCCCACAUCACUCUGCCAGAACCCGUGGAACGCUAUCCUUCAUGUCGGCCACCAGAACGGAAAUGUCACUUUAUGGUCCCCUAAUUCCCAGACGGCGCUGGUGAAGGCCCUCGUUCACCGGGGCCCUGUUCGUUCAAUGGCCGUGGACAGACAAGGUCGCUAUAUGGUUUCUACAGGCCAGGAUUUGAAGAUGAACGUGUGGGAUAUCCGUAUGUUCCGUGAAGUGCAUUCAUACUCGUGCUACCAGCCGGGAUCCUCGGUUGCGAUCAGUGACCGCGGCCUCACAGCGGUUGGCUGGGGCACCCAAGUCAGCGUCUGGCGCGGUCUCUUCGAUGCAGCAGUCGCCGACCAAGGCAAAGUCAAGAGCCCAUACAUGGCCUGGGGUGGAGACGGCCAACGUAUCGAGAACAUGCGCUGGUGCCCCUUCGAGGAUGUCUUGGGUGUCACCCACGACCAGGGCUUUGCCAGUGUCAUUGUCCCAGGCGCCGGUGAACCCAACUUCGACGCGCUGGAGGCUAACCCGUACGAGAACACAACACAGCGCCAGGAGGCCGAGGUGCAAAGUCUGCUGAACAAGCUGCAACCCGACAUGAUCUCCCUCGACCCCACCUUCAUCGGAAAACUGGACACCAUCCGCGACCAGAAGAACCGCGAAGAGCGCGAUCUCGACCGCAGACCCGAAGACACGAUGGAGAAGCUCAAGAACCGUGGUCGUGGCCGCAACAGUGCACUGCGCAAGUAUCUGCGGAAGAAGGGCCGCAGGAACGUCGUCGACGACAAGAUGGUCAAGGCCGAGAUGCUGCGCAAAGAGCACCAGGCUCGUGCAAGGGACAAGCUCCGUUCCGAGCGGGAGGAAUUGGGACCUGCGCUGGCCCGAUUCGCCAAGUAGGUCUCUCGGCGAAUUCUUGGAUAUUUGCUUUUUUGCUUCUUUCCUUCAGGGAGCUUUUCAUAUACCCGAUGCUCUCGUAAGAGCGACAGCUCUUAUUGGUUUUGUUCACGACGAAUUACUCUGCAUUUGUGAGGCGUUGGUCAAGGGUGCGGAUAUGGGAUUUCAAAAGUUUUUCUUUGUCAAACUCGCGCCUUUUAUACGUAGUGGAUAGACAGAUCAUCAAUUGUACAUUUACAAACACGUUCAUAUAUAAA